Eriocheir sinensis (Chinese mitten crab) is the source of this 3016-nucleotide messenger RNA. RefSeq names its product alkaline phosphatase-like. The coding region runs from base 201 to 1931 and encodes 576 amino acids. Gene Ontology annotation, biological process: dephosphorylation. NCBI's taxonomy places the organism in Eukaryota, Metazoa, Arthropoda, Malacostraca, Decapoda, Varunidae. Gene Ontology annotation, molecular function: alkaline phosphatase activity. The transcript is spliced from 12 exons. The record is from RefSeq and is a predicted model, not a curated record.
GACCCUUCAGUUCCCCGGGAGCAGGCGGGGAGAGAGGACGUGUGUUAGAGUGCUAGUCAACCUCCACCACCACUACCGCUACCUGAAGUUUACCUGUUACACUCUGCGGCUCACUCUCCCUGUUUCUCACUCUCUCCGCCACACCUCACGCCGGAUCUUUAUUCAAGUGCAAUAGCGGUGAGCACGGCUAGGAGGUCACCAUGCUGUCUUUCGUAAUGGUGUUGGGGGUGGUCACUGCCCUCGUGGUCCCCAGUGCCCAGGUGGUCUUCCUGCCGCCAGACUCGAGGGAAACAGAGACGUCAUUCUGGAUGGAGCACGGCCUGAGGGAGAUAAAGGAGGCCCUGCACCAGCCAAGGAUCACCAAUAAGGCCAAGAACGUGAUCCUCUUCCUCGGCGACGGCAUGGGCGUGACGGCGGCGACGGUGGGACGCAUCCUGAAGGGGCAGAAGAAAGGGAACUCGGGGGAGGAGGGCAGCCUCGUAUGGGACAGGUUCUCCAACAUCGCCCUGCUGAAGACGUACAACCUAGAUCGCCAGGUCCCAGACAGCGCCGCCACCGCCACCGCCUUCCUCGCUGGCGUGAAGGCCAACUACUACACCGUGGGUGUCAACGGCCACGUCAAGAUGAAGGACUGCCCCGCCUCCAUCGUCCCCGAGAACCAGGUGGACACGAUCAUCAAGUGGGCACAGGACGCAGGCAAAGACACAGGUGUGGUGACGACAGCCCAGGUGACCCACGCCACACCCGCCGCGGCCUACGCCAAGUCGCCGUUCAGGUACUGGCAGUGCGACACCAAGAUGAUGGCGGACGGGAACCAGACGCUGCCCUGCAAGGACAUCGCGCGCCAGCUGGUGGAGGACGAGCCGGGCAGGAACCUCAAGGUGAUCAUGGGCGGGGGGCGGCAGGAGAUGGGGGCGGGGCUGGAGCCUGAUGCCGAGAAGAAGUGCGUGCGGAGUGACGGGAGGAACUUGGUGACGGAGUGGCAGCAGGCGAAGGCAGCGGAGGGCGCCAGCACGGCCUACCUCACCACCACGGAGGACCUCAUGAACGUUGACCCCAAGAACACGGACUACAUCAUGGGGCUGUUCGGCGACCUUCACGUCCCUUAUGAGAUGGACCGGGACACGAGCCCCCAGGGAGCGCCCCACCUGAAGGAGAUGGUGAAGGUGGCGAUCAAGAAGCUCAAGAGGAACCAUAACGGCUUCUUCCUGAUGGUGGAGGGCGGCAGGAUCGACCACGCCCUUCACCACGCCAUGCCCCGCCGCGCCCUGGAGGAGCUGUUGGCCAUGGAAGAGGCGGUGCAGGAGACCAUGGAGGAGGUGGACCUGGAGGAGACGCUGGUGGUGGUGACGGCCGACCACUCCCAUGUCAUGACCAUGAACGGCUACCCCGUCAGAGGCAACGACAUCUUCGGCAAGGUGAUGAAUGAGGACGAUGUGUCUGACCACCUGCCCUACACCACUCUCAUGUUCACCAACGGGGAGGGCUUCAACUACACCUGGGACGGCCAAGAGGUGGUCCGGCGUAACCUGACCGGGGUGGACACGACCGACAAGGAAUUCAGGCCGCUCGCUGCCGUGCCCACCUACAAAGGCUCUGAGACGCACGGUGGGGAGGACGUGGCUGUGUAUGCCCAUGGCCCCAUGGCUCAUCUGUUCCACCGCGUCCAUGAACAGAGCUAUGUAGCCCACGUCAUGGCCUACUCAGCCUGCAUCGGCCCAUACACGGACUGCGACAGGCCGAAAAACACCCACUACAAGCAUAUCAACCACCACAACCAUGGCCACAACGUUGACGAUGAUGAUGGCCACAACAAGGCGUACUAUAGCCAAGGUGGUGAUGGUAAUGGUGGCGGCGCUGUGGUGUUGAGUAGUGGCGCUGCGGUGAUGAGCUGUGUGGCGGUGAUGGUGAUGAAGAUGGCGUGGUGGUGAGGAGCAUAGAGUGUUAGGGGAGUUUAUUUUUUGUUUGUUUGUUUUGUGUUUGUGAGUGUGGUGAUAAAUUUGGUGUUGUGGUGGUGGUGAGGAUACAGUGCAAAAGGUGCUGUGGUGUGUAUGUAUGUUGUGUGUGUAUUUGUAUGUGUGUAUGGUGUUUGUAUUAUAGUGACUGUGUGUGCAUAUGUGUGUGUGUGUGUGUGUGUGUGUGUAGGGCAUAUUAUGUGUGUAUGGUGUUUGUAUUAAAGUGACUGUGUGUGCAUAUGUGUGUGUGUGUGUGUGUGUGUGUGUGUGUCCAUCUUUAUCUGUCUAUAUAUGUAUGUAUCUUUGUCUGUGUCAGUCUGUAUCCGUGUGUGUGUGUGUGCCUGUGUGUCUAUGUAUCUCAAAUUUUACCUGCACGUACAUUUUAAUUAGUCUAGUUUGAGGUAGACAAAAAAUGCAAUCACCUGUAUGCUUGAGCCGGCAGGACCAAGGAAAAAAAGACAUAGAUAGGCUUAUACACACUUCCUUACCUGGCGAUGUACGUUCAGGUGUGCGUUUGUUUGUUUCGUGUAGGAUAUAUUUGUUGAUUCGUGCACAUCCUACCAAUUAGAAUCAUAGUGGGAGAAAACUGCACUGUUAGACUGGCCUGAGGUGUGGAGGUCAACUAUUGUGAGACUAAUGGAGUGUUUAUGGGAAGGGAGAGAAUUAAGAAGGCGAAUGUGAAGCAAGGGACAAUGAAGAAGAUAAAUUGGGGCAUAAUGAAAAAGAAGAAGAAUAUGACGUAGGAGAAGGUGAAGAAGAAGGAGAAGAAGAAAAGAAAACGAAAAAAGAAGAAGAAGAAGCAGAAGAAGAAGAAGAAGAAGAAGAAGAAGAAGAAGAAGAAGAAGAAGAAGAUGAUGACGUAGGAGAAGGUGAAGAAGAAAAGAAAACGAAAGGAAGAAGAAGAAGACGAAGAAGAAUAUGACGUAGAAGGUGAAGAAGAAGGAUAAGAAGAAAAGAAAACGAAAGAAGAAGCAGAAAAAGAAAGAAGAAGACGAAGACGAAGAAAAAAAAGAGAAGAAAACAAUAAGAAAAAUAGAAGGAAAAGAUAAUAAUAUGAAGAA